AUGAAAAUAUCAACGGAUUUUAUGGAUAAAAUGUUGAUAAACUACUUCUCUCUCAUAUACUUUAUAUACUUGUCCUUACUACUAAUAGAAACACAAAGUAUUAAUGAUAAUAAUUUAUGGCAAGUUAUAACUUCAUAUCCAAAUGCAACUAAAUUUGCAGAUUUUAUUCAAGAAAUGGGACUUCAGAAUUUGCUCGAAAAACCUGGUUGUUUUGGUGAUGAUGAAUGUUUGACAAUAAUUUUACCUACAAACGAUGCAAUUGAUCAUAUGGCUAAUGAUUUAGCAUGGUAUAGUUUAGACGAUUAUCAAAAACAUUCAUUUAUACAUGGUCAUAUAAUUCAGAGAGGGAUUACUACUGGUCAGUCAUCUGUACGUGUGACAACAAGAGAAUGGACAAAAUUAGGUCAACAAAUGAACUUCAUCGAUAUUGGAUUUGGUACAGGUGUUGAAUAUACAACAUUAUUUGCUAAACAACAAUUCGGGUUUUCAACUAUAGCAGAUUCUACAUCUUUAUAUUUUGUAAAUAAUGCAAAAAUUGUGACACCAGAUGUUAUGGCUUCAAACGGAAUAAUACAAAUAGUAAAUCAAGUAUUAUAUACACCAUAUAUUUCAUCACCAUUUAUGGAAUUUUUACAAAAACAAGGAAAUUUAGGGCAGGUUAACUUUUCUGAAAUAAAAUAUAUCAAAGAAUUAUGGUACUUAUUAUUGCAAGAACCUAAAUAUGCACCAUAUCCAGCGCAACAUAUCUAUUCAACUAUAUUUGUUGUUAAUGAUUCUGGUUGGAGCUCAUUACCAAUUAUUCAACUGAACAGAUUAAGAAAAAAUAUCACUUUACUAGCUUCUGUUUUAUCUUAUCAUUAUUGUCCAAAUCAACUUAUUUAUCGUGAAUGGAUUUCAGUGAAACCUAAUAUGAAUAUUUAUACUGGUUUUCCCAAUAGACCACAAUCUGCAACUAGUAUUCAGCUAAGUGAAUUAAACCCAGCCCAACUAUACAAAAGUAGUGGUGAUUCAAUUAUAAUAUCGAGUGGAAAUACUGAAGCAAAAUUGGAAGAUAAAAGUUUCAUCAUACAAAAAGCAAUCGUUCAUAUCAUUCAAAAGCCAUUAGCAUUUAUAUUUGAAACACGAGAAGAAAUUCUGAAUAGAAUUAAUUCAAAUCUGUUAUCUUCAUGUCAGUCAGAUACAAUUUGUAAAAACAUCUUAACAUCAUCUACAGAUAUAACGAUUUUUUCACCGAAUGCACAAGCCAUGCAAAAUUUUAAUAAAUUAUCUACAAGUGAAAAGGCAAUUUAUCUUAAAUAUUUAUUUUUACCUAUGAAGUUAUAUCAAGCUGAAAUGACAUUAAAUCGUCGUAUCCCUAUUGAAAAGUUAGAAGAUGCUAUCCGCUUUAAAAUAAUCGAUCAGUCUACUUUUAUUGAAGCUCGAUUACCAAAUCAAGGCUAUGUUGCAUCUCGUAUUAUCAAUGCUAAUCAAGUGGCAACCAACGGUAUUAUUCAUACUAUUGAUGCUGUUCUAGGUUUACCAUAUGAAACAGUUCAACAAUAUGUAGCUAGAAUCCCUGAUUUUAAUUUAUAUUACAAUACAGGUUUUGUUCAGUCAAUGACUAUUGGUGAACCAUAUACAUUUCUAGUACCGACAAAUCAAGCUAUGACUUCUAUGAAUAAUGACAAUGAAGUGGGGAGAAAACUGUUAACUGAUAAACUUCGAAAAGAUUUUGUGUUUCGCCGAAAUACAUUUCCGCUUGACUUGAUAAUUCAAGAUUUGGAUAUACGUAAAGUGUAUUAUGUGUCUACAGCAAAUUAUGCAUUCACACGUGAACAAUUACGUUUGGACAUUAGUUCUAAGAAUUCUGAUGAAGAGGGUGUGUUCACAUAUCAAGGCGAAAAAAUUCAAUUAUUAUCGCUAAAUGGACCUUAUCAAUUUACAAAUGGUUUUCUUUAUUCAAUAGACAAAAUCCUUUAUACGAAAUCGGAUCUUAACGCAACAAUGUGCACUGUAUCAGCUUGUGCAUAA
Messenger RNA from Schistosoma mattheei, 2010 nucleotides. The record is from the annotation of a GenBank genome assembly. NCBI's taxonomy places the organism in Eukaryota, Metazoa, Platyhelminthes, Trematoda, Strigeidida, Schistosomatidae.